Humulus lupulus (European hop) is the source of this 1805-nucleotide messenger RNA. RefSeq names its product 1-aminocyclopropane-1-carboxylate oxidase homolog 1-like. Bases 42 to 1178 code for a protein of 378 amino acids. The transcript is spliced from 3 exons. NCBI's taxonomy places the organism in Eukaryota, Viridiplantae, Streptophyta, Magnoliopsida, Rosales, Cannabaceae. The record is from RefSeq and is a predicted model, not a curated record.
AUAUGAUCUUUUUCUCAUAUCAAUAGUCCCCAUUUUCCAAGAUGGUAACAACCAGUGCAGAUAACAAUAAUGAAGCCACAACUCAAACGACAUCAAACCCCAAAUACGACAGACAAAUCGAGCUCAAAGCUUUCGACGAAACAAAAGCUGGUGUCAAAGGCCUUGUUGAUUCUGGAAUCACUGAGAUUCCCAGGAUUUUCCACCGCCCAAAUGAUCAUCAUUACGAAGACAGUAGCCAAGUGAGUAGUACAACUGCUAGUGUUCCUGUGAUAGACCUUCAAGGGGUUGUUAAUGGAGACAAAGCCAAACGAGAGGAGAUCAUUAAGAGAGUUGGAGAAGCUUCAGAGUCAUGGGGGUUCUUUCAAAUCAUCAACCAUGGAAUCCCAGAUAGGGUUUUGGAGGAGAUCAAAGAUGGGGUUCGUGGAUUUUACGAGCAAGAUGUUGAGGUUAAGAAGGAGUAUUAUACAAGAGAUAUAUCGAAGCCAUUUGUGUAUAACAGCAACUUUGAUCUGUAUGUUAGUCCUUGUGUGAAUUGGAGAGAUUCGUUUAUGAGUUCUGUGGCUCCUGAUCCUCCAAGUCCUCAAGAUUUGCCCCCAGUCUGCAGAGACAUUCUUUUUGAGUACUCAAAGCAAAUGAUGAAACUUGGGAUUGUGCUAUUGGAGUUGUUAUCAGAGGCUCUAGGGCUUGAUCCAAAUCACUUGAGCAGCAUAGGUUGUGCAGAAGGUCUAUACAUUUUAGGCCAUUACUACCCUCCAUGCCCACAACCUGAGCUAACUAUGGGCACAACUAAACACUCUGACAAUGACUUCAUCACACUGCUUCUCCAAGACCACAUUGGAGGUCUCCAAAUUCUAAACCACAACAAGUGGAUUGAUGUACCACCUCUUCCUGGGGCUCUAGUCAUCAACAUUGGUGAUAUUUUGCAGCUUAUAUCAAACGACAGAUUCAAAAGUGUUGAGCAUAGAGUACUGGCAAGUAAGAAAGGUCCAAGAAUAUCCGUGGCAAGUUUUUUUAGUACUCGUAUUUUGCAAACUUCAAAGAUCUUUGGACCCAUCAAAGAAUUGUUAUCAGAAAACAAUCCUCCAAAAUACAGGGAAACCACUUUAACGGAAUACAAUAUGUUUUUCUUCAAUAAAGGUCUUGAUGGGACCAAAGCAUUGGAUCAUUUUAAGCUUUGAAUUGAAGUAGAGGAUUAUAGUAGUUUGAUGAGGAUUGCUUUCAAAAUUAAAUAAAUUUCAUAUCUAUUUAGUUAUUUAUUAAAUUGUACUGAACAAAAUUCGGAUGUUAUUUUGUAUUUUAUACAUAAUUUGGUGGAUUAUGUAUUGCAUAAAGAGAUAUCUUCCCUGUGUAUAUAUAAAGGAGAAUUUUCCUAUAGAGGCUUCACUUUAAGCCCUAUCGAUGGAGCUCUCAGUGGUCUCGACCUUUGAACAGUUUUCGAUGCGAUUUAUUUUUAUGACCGUGUAUAUUAUAGCUAUUUAGAGCAUCAACGGAAUUUUCAGAAAAUUCCGAAUAGUUUAUAGUACCUAAAACUUGGUUCAAGCAUGUUGUUGCACGCGUGACUAAUUUUUUUCAUGCGCGUGGAAAGCAAUAUGUUUGAACCUAGUUUUCGAUACUGUAAACUAUUCGGAAUUUUUUGAAAAUUUGUAGUAUGUUCUAAAUAGCUACAAUAUACACGAUCAUAAAAAAAAUCGCGCCAAAAACUGUUCACAGGUUGAGAAACACUGAGAGCCCUACCAAUAAAGGUUAAAGUGAAACCCUAUAAAAAAAUUGUCGAAUAUAUAUAUAUGUUGCUUCUUCUUUCUUUA